Acomys russatus (golden spiny mouse) is the source of this 5884-nucleotide messenger RNA. It is a transcript of the gene Tanc1, whose product is annotated as tetratricopeptide repeat, ankyrin repeat and coiled-coil containing 1. Gene Ontology annotation, cellular component: glutamatergic synapse. Gene Ontology annotation, biological process: regulation of postsynapse organization. NCBI's taxonomy places the organism in Eukaryota, Metazoa, Chordata, Mammalia, Rodentia, Muridae. The coding region runs from base 261 to 5819 and encodes 1852 amino acids. The transcript has 27 exons. The record is from RefSeq and is a predicted model, not a curated record. Gene Ontology annotation, molecular function: protein binding.
GCUGCUUUGGCGGUGGCAGCUGCGGGAGCCGGGCUCGGGAGCAGCAAGGAGCAGCAGCCGCCCAGCGCCCAGCCCGCCGCGCCCUGAGGCCCGGCCCCCGGGGUGGGAACCGCGCCGAAAGCUGGAAACUUUCUCGGCAGGAGCUGACAGAAACAUACAGGAAGAGGACAGGAGAGAGAUUUGUGACUGAAGGGCCACCUUAUCCGCGUUUCCUCGGUGAAUGAGAAGAUACCAGAAAUAGAGACAAAAGGGUGCUGAAAAUGCUGAAGGCUGUGCUGAAGAAGAGCCGAGAGGGAGGAAAGGGAGGCAAGAAGGAAGCAGGAGGUGACUUCGGUUCAGAGACGCUUGCCUCGUCCUCCAGUCACAGUGGUGACUCGCCUGUGAAUAGUCCUCCUACGGCAGAGGACACCUACCGUGUGAGCUUGGCCAAAGGGGUCUCAAUGUCUCUCCCUUCGUCGCCUUUGCUGCCUCGGCAGUCUCACUUGACACAGUCAAGAUCAAACAAGAAAUCUCCAGGUCCUGUCAGGAAGCCCAAGUAUGUGGAGAGCCCCAGGGUGCCUGGAGAUCCCGCUAUGGUCCCCUUCAGAGAAGGGUCCAAGCCCUCAGAGCCCAGCGAGACUGAAGCAAAGGCUGACGAUGAACCCAGCUGCUCUCCAGCAGCUCAGGAGCUGUUGACAAGGCUGGGAUUUUUACUGGGAGAAGGGAUCCCAGGAGCCACACACAUAACCAUUGAAGACAAAAAUGAAGCCAUGUGCACAGCCCUGAGUCGAGGCAUCAGCCCUUGCUCCACGCUGACCAGCAGCACCGCCUCUCCCAGCACCGACAGCCCCUGCUCGACCUUGAAUAGCUGUGUCGGCAAGACGGCAGCCAACAAAAGCCCUUGUGAGACCAUUAGCAGCCCUAGUUCCACCCUGGAAAGCAAGGACAGUGGGAUUAUAGCCACAAUUACAAGUUCAUCGGAAAAUGAUGACCGGAGUGGCUCCAGUUUGGAAUGGAAUAAAGAUGGGAGCCUAAGGUUAGGGGUUCAGAAGGGAGUGCUUCAGGACCGAAGGGCAGAUAACUGCUCCCCCGUGGCAGAAGAGGAGACCUCUGGGUCAGCGGAGAGCGUGCUGCCCAAGGCGGAGUCCUCAGCUGGAGAUGGUCCGAUUCCUUAUUCUCAGAGCUCCAGCUCGCUAAUAAUGCCACGGCCCAACUCAGUUGCAGCAACAAGUUCUACCAAAUUGGAAGACCUGAGUUACUUAGAUGGACAGAGGAAUGCCCCUCUCCGGACGUCAAUUAGAUUGCCCUGGCACAAUACAGCUGGAGCACGAUUUGCUCCCUACAAGCCACAGGACAUUUUGUUGAAGCCCUUGCUGUUUGAAGUGCCGAGCAUCACAACUGACUCUGUGUUUGUGGGAAGAGAUUGGCUCUUUCAGCAGAUAGAAGAAAACUUGAGGAACAACACAGAACCGGCAGAAAACAGAGGAGCAGUGGUCGUGGGGAACGUAGGGUUUGGGAAGACAGCCAUCAUUUCCAAGUUGGUGGCCCUGAGCUGUCACGGAAGCCGCAUGAGACAGAUUGCGUCCAACAGCCCCAGCUCGUCGCCCAAAACAUCAGAUCCCACCCAGCACCUUCCUUUUACUCCGUUACUUUCACCGAGUUCUUCCACGAGUGCUCUCAAUGUGGCCAAAACUCCCACUGGGCCUGGCACCUCGGAAAACCAGAGACCGAGAGAGGAUGCGGUGAAGUACCUCGCUUCUAAGGUGGUGGCCUACCAUUACUGCCAAGCUGACAACACGUACACGUGUCUGGUGCCUGAGUUUGUGCACAGCAUUGCAGCUCUGCUGUGCCGGUCUCACCAGCUGGCUGCCUACAGAGACCUCCUGAUCAAGGAGCCCCAGCUGCAGAGCAUGCUGAGCCUCCGCUCCUGCGUGCAGGACCCCGUGGCUGCUUUCAAGAGGGGCGUGCUGGAGCCGCUCACGAGCCUAAGAAACGAGCAGAAAAUUCCAGAAGAGGAAUACAUCAUUUUGAUAGAUGGCUUGAAUGAAGCUGAAUUUCAUAAGCCUGAUUAUGGAGAUACGCUGUCUUCAUUUAUUACCAAAAUUAUUCCUAAAUUCCCCAACUGGCUGAAGCUGAUCGUGACUGUGAGAGCAAAUUUUCAGGAAAUCGUCAGUGCGCUGCCAUUUGUCAAGCUUUCCUUAGAUGACUUUCCAGACAACAAGGACAUUCACAGUGACCUGCACGCAUACGUCCAGCACAGGGUCCACAGCAGCCAGGACAUCCUCAGCAACAUCUCCCUGAAUGGCAAGGCCGACGCCGCCCUCAUCGGUAAAGUCAGCAGCCAUCUGGUGCUGCGAAGCCUCGGUUCCUACCUGUACCUCAAGCUCACCCUGGACCUCUUCCAGCGGGGACACCUGGUCAUAAAGAGUGCCAGCUACAAGGUGGUGCCUGUGUCUCUGUCCGAGCUGUAUUUGCUACAGUGCAACAUGAAGUUCAUGACCCAGUCUGCCUUCGACCGAGCCCUUCCCAUUUUAAACGUGGCCCUUGCGUCCCUCCACCCCAUGACGGAUGAGCAGAUAUUUCAGGCUAUCAAUGCCGGCCACAUCCAAGGCGAGCAGGGCUGGGAGGACUUUCAGCAGCGGAUGGAGGCGCUUUCCUGCUUCCUCAUAAAGAGGAGAGACAAAACUCGGAUGUUCUGCCACCCAUCCUUCAGAGAGUGGCUGGUGUGGAGAGCUGACGGCGAAAGCACAGCCUUCCUGUGUGAGCCCAGGAACGGGCACGCUCUACUGGCGUUCAUGUUCUCUCGACAGGAAAGCAAGCUGAACCGCCAACAGACCAUGGAGCUCGGCCACCACAUCCUGAAAGCACACAUUUUCAAGGGCCUCAGUAAGAAGACUGGAGUCUCCUCAAGCCAUCUUCAGGCCCUGUGGAUCGGUUACAGCACAGAGGGGUUGUCAGCUGCCCUGGCCUCUCUCAGGAAUCUCUACACUCCCAACGUGAAGGUGAGCCGGCUCCUGAUUUUGGGAGGGGCCAACGUGAACUACAGGACGGAAGUGUUAAAUAAUGCCCCCAUCCUGUGCGUCCAGUCUCACCUUGGCCAUGAAGAAGUUGUCACUCUACUUCUGGAAUUUGGCGCCUGCCUAGAUGGGGUGUCGGAGAACGGUAUGAACGCGCUCUGCUACGCGGCUGCUGCGGGCCACAUGAAGCUGGUGUAUCUGCUGACCAAGAAGGGGGCGAGGGUAGACCACUUGGAUAAGAAGGGUCAAUGCGCCCUCGUCCACAGCGCACUGCGGGGCCACAGUGACAUUCUCCAGUACCUACUGAAUUGUGAGUGGUCAGCAGGUCCUCCCCAGCCUGGCACGCUAAGGAAGAGCCAGGCCCUGCAGCAGGCACUGACGGCCGCCGCCAGCAUGGGCCACAGCACGGUGGUCCAGUGCUUGCUGGGAAUGGCAGAGGAACAUGAAAUCGAAGUCAAUGCCACCGACACAUUGUGGGGAGAAACAGCCCUGACUGCUGCCGCUGGGAGAGGAAAGCUGGAGGUCUGCGAGCUGCUGCUGGAGCGUGGAGCUGCCGUGUCGAGGGCCAACAGGAGAGGAGUACCCCCCCUGUUUUGUGCAGCCCGCCAGGGGCAUUGGCAGAUUGUCAGGCUGCUUUUGGAACGGGGCUGCGACGUGAACCUGAGUGACAAGCAGGGCCGGACACCUCUCAUGGUGGCUGCCUGUGAAGGACACCUGAGCACCGUGGAGUUCCUCCUUUCAAAAGGUGCUGCUCUUUCUUCCCUGGACAAGGAAGGCCUGUCAGCACUGAGCUGGGCUUGUCUGAAGGGUCACAGGGCAGUGGUCCAGUACCUGGUCGAAGAAGGAGCUGAGAUAGACCAGACAGACAAAAAUGGCCGUACUCCUUUGGACCUGGCCGCCUUCUACGGUGAUGCAGAGACUGUGCUGCAUCUGGUGGAGAAGGGAGCCGUGAUUGAACAUGUGGACCACAGUGGGAUGCGCCCUCUGGACAGAGCCAUCGGUUGUCGAAACACGGCGGUAGUUGUUACACUGCUUAGAAAAGGAGCCAAACUAGGAAAUGCCGCUUGGGCGAUGGCCACUUCCAAACCCGAUAUUUUGAUUAUACUUUUACAGAAAUUGAUGGAGGAAGGAAAUGUGAUGUACAAGAAAGGGAAGAUGAAGGAGGCAGCCCAGAGGUACCAGUACGCCCUGAGGAAGUUCCCUCGGGAAGGAUUCGGAGAGGACAUGAGGCCGUUCAAUGACCUGAGAGUCUCCCUCUAUCUCAAUCUGUCUCGAUGCCGAAGGAAAACAAAUGACUUUGGCUUGGCAGAAGAAUUUGCUUCAAAAGCUCUGGAAUUGAAACCCAAAUCCUAUGAAGCCUUUUAUGCCCGAGCAAGAGCGAAAAGGAACAGCAGGCAGUUCCUGGCAGCUCUGGCUGACUUGCAGGAGGCCAUGAAACUCUGUCCCACCAACCAGGAAAUCAAGAGGCUUUUGGCCCGUGUUGAAGAAGAGUGCAAGCAACUCCAGAGGAACCAGCAGCAGAAACAGCAGGGCCCCCUGCCCGCUCCACCCAAUGACUCAGAUAAUGAAGAAGAUGCCCCUGCCUCCAGCUUAAAGGACCACUUCCCCAUUGAGGAAGCUGAAGAGGAAGAAAGCUCUUCACAGGAAGAGUCCAUUUCCCCGACUCCCAGACCCCCACCACCACCAUCUGUCCCUUCCCCAUAUAUCCGAAACCUUCAAGAGGGACUACAGUCCAAAGUCAGGCCAGCAUCACCACAGAGCAGGGCGGGGGUCAGCAAGUCCCUGAGAGAGACUGUAGCUCAGCCAGGCUUGGUUAUGCAGCCUACCAAACAGGCACAGAUAGUGAAGACCAGCCAACAUCUGGGUUCCGGCCAAUCGAGCAUGAGAAACAGUAGCACAAAAAUACAGGUCCCUUCUCAGAACCCUCCCCAAAGCCCGAUGCCUGGUAGAGUAUCUGCAACCCCUGCCCCGAGCAGAAACCAGCAUUUAGAGGGAGCAGGGCCCUUUCCCUCAGGAACUGCUUGUGGCCACUUUGGGGAUCGCCUAGGCCUCAGCCAGAACCUCCAGCUGCAGCGCAGUGAGAGCGGCACAGCGUAUCCUCUACCGAGCAAAAUCAAAGCUGCCGAGAGGCUCCUGGCUCAUGCCUCUGUGGUGGUGGACGUAGCUCCUCCAAGCCAGGGAGGCCCAGCGAGCUGCAGUGAUGUGCGACACCCGGCUUCCCUCACUAGCUCGGGCUCUUCCGGCUCUCCAUCCAGCAGCAUAAAGAUGUCCAGUUCAACCAGCAGUUUGACUUCAAGUAGUAGUUUUUCGGAUGGAUUCAAGGCCCAAGGGCCAGACUCUCGAAUCAAAGACAAAGGUACAAACCAGAUGCAGGGUGGCACUACCGAACACAGGCCCCGCAAUACUCCGUUCAUGGGCAUCAUGGACAAGACUGCCAGGUUCCAGCAGCAGGGCAAUCCUCCGAGUCGCUCCUGGCACUGCCCGGUGGCAGAGGGGCUCCUGACAAACACAGCCGCUGCAGCUGGCCUGCAGUCUAGCUCUGAGAAGCCCACUCUCAAGCCAGGAGGCUACUGUAGCCAAGGCAAACCCUGUUCUGUUUCCCCACUGGGCACGGGUGUCCACAAUGGGGCACAGGUGAAGGAGGCGGAGGAGAGUAAGUGCCAAAUCCCAGCCCUUUGUCAAGACAGUAGGAUAACUAAGGGGGUUCCUCAUCUGUACCCGGAAAGCGUCUCUAAGCAGCCGCCUCAUGUCAGUACGGAAGCCCACAGGAGCCACCUGACUUCAGCGAAACCAAAGCGAUCGUUCAUAGAGUCAAACGUGUGAGCCUUAAGCAAGCCCUGUAGAAUCUGGAGUCAGCCUGCUGGCUUGCGGUAGCAGAUAAUGUUUUU